This is a messenger RNA of Pocillopora meandrina, 1152 nucleotides long. The record is from the annotation of a GenBank genome assembly. Lineage: Eukaryota; Metazoa; Cnidaria; Anthozoa; Scleractinia; Pocilloporidae.
UAUUCAGGUCGAGAUCAAGUGCUGAUUGGUGUCGUCCCUAGUGUGUGACCUGUGUCCUCCAAUCAAAGUCCAAAGUCUGUGUUCCCUUUGGUCAUAGCCAAUUGUAAGGAGAACAGGUGAGUUAUCUACUGCUAUUAUAUUGUUUUGCUACACUAGUAAAAGUGAAAACAAGUGAGUGGGUCACAACCUUCCUGUAAAAUUGUCUGCUUUCAAUUUUUGUUUCUGAGAAACCAAAAUAAACCUACCAGAAUUUUGCAUAUCAAACUUGAAAGACUUUGUCUGACCCCAUUUCCACAAACCGAGAAGAAAUGUGCGAGUAUUUUUGACAAACUUUGAGCCAGCUCGAGGUGUUUGGAAAUGAGAACAAACACAGUCUUGAGUGUUUGAUAUAUCUUCUCAGUCGCUACUAAAACUGACGAGAAAAUGGAGAAUUACAAUCAUAAAAAUCUAUGGUAAUGAAGAUCAGAUAUCCAAACACCAUCAUGGUCCUGACUUCCUUUGUUUUUUCAAUUUAUGAGUUUGAGAAUUUUCUGUGAAAAGAUGGCAGUUAAUAUGUUUGAAGACCUUGCUAAGGUUUGCUUUUAUUAGUUGUUUUAAAAGUACUAUUUUUGUUAUUGUCUGUUUGUUGAAUACAUAUCAAUCUUUUUUGUGAAGGGACAAUCUAAAGAUUCUGCUGGAAGACCUUAAUAAUCAAAAAAAGAUUCUCAAGGACAAUGGGAUUGAUGUGGAUGACAAACUUUACCAAGUACAAUUUGUUGGUAGGUGUUUAUUCUUAAGCUUUUAUUAUUCAGAGUUGAGACUACUGUCAUGGUUUAUGGUUUAAAUGAUUGGAACCCACAUAUAUUUCUGAUGCACCUGCAAAUCUGUAAAUUUAUGUUCAGGUAUAUACAUGUUGCAGCCAUUAAUAAGAAGGAGCAGAAGGAAAAUAGAAGGGUUUAAGUAAAAAAGAAAAGGGAAGUCUGCUCUGCUAAUAGGAACCUCUUUAGUCUACUAUUCAAGGCCAUUUAUUUGCUAAAUUAUUUGAAAUAAUGAUGUAAGUUUGAUCAUCGUCUCUUUUUCUAGUCAUGUGGAUUAUUUGCUAUUGCCAUGAAUCUAUAGAUGUUUCUUUAACCUAAUAAGUUCAACUUCUCUCCUAAAGUUAUUGUAGACUAA